GGAUUAUUUAAAGUAAGGUUAUAGUAUAUUAAAGACUAAUGUAUAUCUUUUUAUUUGACUUAAAGCAAACAUAUACCCACACUGUUUCUUUAGUAUUUAGCCAAAGUGCAGCACACUCCCAAUGUUCAGUUUGCAUGACUCAUGUCCAGAUCCUCUUUAUCAGUCAAGUACUUCCACAGUACUAACUAAGUCCUAUCAAGGUCUUUCUUGACCUGCUCAAUAUCUAAAUUGAUCUGACUUUCCAACACAAAACAUAUGAGGAGCAGUAUGCAAUACAUCGUUAAAGAAUAAGCUACCAAACAGCCUAUAUAAUACCAUUUUAAUAUCAUUCAAAUGAGCUCAACCUCAACUAACCAACAAUGAAAUGCUACACAUUAACACAUCAGUAAUAAUAAUCCAUUUUAAUGGAGUAUUUUAACAGAAUAGUGUUGCUACUUUUCCUUAACUAAAUGAUCUGAAUAUUUCUUCCACCAUGGCAAGAUUUAUUACCAAAGCUUUUUGUUAUGGUUUAGUGUUCUUGAAUAUAUCUUAUAAAGUGGAGUCAAUGUUAAAAGAGUACCGGAAAUAGUUCAAUGUGUGCUCCAAAACAGCAACAAGUAGGCAAAUUCACAUACAUACACUUUCCCUGGUUGCUGAAACAAGCUGCACAACACAGGAUGAGGAAGUGAAGCAACAGUGACCUCACCCCUUUAUUGCCUUGCAAAUAUCUCUCUGCUGAAAGCCCUUUAGCCAGACACACAGCUCCACACCAUCCUGCCGCUCUGACAACUCAUGGUAAGUAAACGCAUAAAACCAGGAUUAUAUGUUUAGAAAAAUGUGCGGUUUAACUGUCAAAAGUUGUUCCUUGAGUAGCAGAGUUCAUGAGAAGCGGGAAAUGAAGGUGCUGCAUGUUCAGGAUGUGAUCAUGAGUUGUGCAUGGCGACUGGCUCCUGUUGAACCAAUGAGACUCUGAUUGAGGCGACAGGUAGUUAAUGAGUGACAGGGGAGAGGUGCAACCUUCAGCAGACAUUUGUUCAGCUCUAACUGUGUGACUCAUUCUGUCACAAGAGGAACAUAUCUGCGUUUGUUUAUUAUACUGCCAGGACUGGAUAACAGGACUUUGUGGAGGAUUUACUUUGUGUGUAGUUGUUAGUUGGGACUCAAACCGAGGGCUGCUAUGGCUGACACACGCUCUCAGCCACCGGCCUCUGGCUCGGCUGCUAAGAUGGACCAGGUUCGGAGUCAGGUGAACGAGGUUAAAGUUAUUCUGACAGAUAACAUCAGCAAAGUGCUGGAGAGAGGGGACAGAUUAGAUGAUCUGAUCGGCAAGACUGAUGACCUGCAGGCGUCUGCUGACACGUUCCAAAGAACAUCCACGCGGGUUGCCCGGAAAUACUGGUGGAAAAACAUUAAAAUGAUGGUUAUAAUCGGGGUGAUUGUGCUGAUCAUCGUUGUCCUCAUCAUCCUCUUUGCCACAAAUGUUAUAUAAAUCACCAAAUAUUGUCCUUCACCAGCUCAGGACUGAAAGCAAUGAAAAUUGAGGAUGAAGCUCACCUCUUUUGAGCAUUUCAGCAUUUAAAUGCACUCUUGAAAGUCUAUUUUCAUUUCAGCAGAUAUUUCAAGAAAUAUGUAUGUACAUUUUAAGGGUACAUGUUUUUGUAGCAUCUGCAGGCUUUUUGAUUAAGACUCUCCGUAAAAUAAGAAGUUGAAAUUCAGAAUGCACAGCUUAAGUUGCUAGAAGCUUGACUGAAAUACUUCCUUGAACACUCCAACAUUCAUUCAAAUGUGACUUAAUGUUAAUAUUUCACAAAGGAUCACAAAUCCAAAUGAGUGUAAUUAUUUUAUUGUUAUCGCAUAUCUUUAUGUCCAAUUACCUGUAUAUACAAUGUGUGUUUAUGACUGUCACUCUAUAAUAACAUAUGUAUUAUAUGACUGAUGAUUAUGAUGAAGAGGAGACAUUUGAACAUUUGCUACCACAAUACUGUAUAUAAAUAAUGUGUUCUGCUCCAAACAAUCAAGCAUUUUGAUUAUGUAAUAAAUCACUGAGGCAAAUUCACAAA
Molecule: messenger RNA, 2039 nt
Organism: Notothenia coriiceps (black rockcod)
Lineage: Eukaryota; Metazoa; Chordata; Actinopteri; Perciformes; Nototheniidae
Product: vesicle-associated membrane protein 8
Exons: 3
Coding region: 1157-1468 (103 amino acids)
Biological process (GO): vesicle-mediated transport
Cellular component (GO): membrane
Source: RefSeq, a predicted model, not a curated record